This is a messenger RNA of Plectropomus leopardus (leopard coralgrouper), 2394 nucleotides long. RefSeq names its product solute carrier family 25 member 15b (gene slc25a15b). Gene Ontology annotation, cellular component: mitochondrion. Gene Ontology annotation, molecular function: L-ornithine transmembrane transporter activity. The record is from RefSeq and is a predicted model, not a curated record. Gene Ontology annotation, biological process: mitochondrial L-ornithine transmembrane transport. NCBI's taxonomy places the organism in Eukaryota, Metazoa, Chordata, Actinopteri, Perciformes, Serranidae.
CACCAUCCACAUUGAAUGACCACACGCGGAAAGACAUGAGAUAACACCAAAUAAAACUUUGGAUGUUUGAUUUGGUGGCGUAAGUUAGCAUGCGGUCAUCUGUGGGCGAUCUUAGCUUCAGUCAGAGGCUCACUCGGUUAACGUUAUUGUUUGCCAUAUGUUAAAUACAGACUCUAACGUUAACCUGAACAGCAGCGACACUUUGAUGCUCCGAGUUUAACACACCGGUCUCCUGCAAGGUAGCUAAGAGAAAGAGACACCUCUUCUUGGACACCAUGGCUCCACACCCGGUGGUCCAGGCCAUCAUCGACCUAUCUGCUGGAGCCAUAGGGGGAGCUGCAUGUGUCUUCAGUGGGCAGCCUUUAGACACAGCAAAGGUGAAGAUGCAGACCUUUCCUACGAUGUACCGGGGUUUCAUCCACUGCUUCACAUCCACCUACCAACAAGUGGGUCUACGUGGACUCUACCAGGGCACCACGCCGGCACUGAUGGCCAACAUCGCCGAGAACUCGGUGCUCUUCAUGAGCUAUGGAUUCUGUCAGCAGGUUAUCCGCUUCGCGGCUGGACUGCACAGCGAAGCUGUGCUGAGUGACACGCAGAAAGCCUGUGCGGGCUCAGUAGCAUCCAUCUUCUCUUCGCUCGUGCUCUGCCCCACUGAGCUCGUCAAGUGUCGGCUGCAAGCCAUGUUCGAAAUGGAAGCAUCAGGCAAGAUUUCUAAGAGCCAGAACACAGUUUGGUCGGUGGUGAAAUCCAUCAUGAGGAACGAGGGACCGCAGGGCUUCUUCCAGGGCCUCACCACCACCAUAGCCAGAGAAGUCCCCGGUUACUUCUGCUUCUUUGGCGGCUAUGAGCUCAGCCGCACCAUGUUUGCAGACUACAUGAAAUGUGACAAAGACGACAUAGGUGUGGCUCCAAUCGUGUUCUGCGGCGGUUUCGGUGGGGCGUGCUUGUGGCUGGUGGUCUAUCCCAUGGACUGCGUCAAGUCCCGUAUCCAGGUCAUGUCUAUGAUGGGCAAACAGGCAGGGUUUUUCAAAACCUUCAUGACCAUUGCUCGUGCUGAAGGGGUGAGGGCACUCUACUCGGGCCUUACCCCCACCAUGGUCCGCACCUUCCCUGCUAACGGAGCCCUGUUCCUGGGUUAUGAGGCCAGCAGGAAGCUCAUGAUGAAGCAGUUUGACAGCUAAAAUAUGCAGAUACAAGUGAAGGAGAGGUGAACUGGACAUAAAGUAUUAUAGCCAUAUAACCUCAUCAAAACUCCAGUUGAAGCUUUGGAGCUUUUAAUGUGUGGGAUCUGGUUUCAACCAUUUCCUGUUUUUGUUUAACUUACCUAAAAAAUGCCACACUCCAUCUCUUUUUAACGUAGGAAAACACCACCUCUGACAUAGUGUUUACAGCGUUGAAGUCUUCAUUUUAAUUUAUUUGUUAGAUUUAGCUAUAGUUUCUUUAUAAUUUCUAAAAAAUGCUUUUGCCAACAGACAUACUUAUAUGUGAAAAAUGACAUUAUGUGCAGCACAGUACUGACCAACCUAAAUCAACCUCUUCAUGAGGAACUGUUAACACUCCAGUUUAUUAAUUUAUGUCUACCUCAACAAAGUUGUAUCCACACAGAAACAUCUUUUUCUGCCAUUCAUUUCAAAUCAUUCUUUACUUUCUCUGUAUGGAGUUACAUGGGUAGGAAAAACACUCCGUUAUCUUUAUAACCAUGCUUGAGCUCAUUGCAUGAUUGCAAGAUUUUAUUUAGACUUGUGAAGUGGCAUAUUAGGCCUGGGCGCUCUCUAUUUUCCCAUAUCUUCACACCUACUAGAGUUAUAUAAUACAUGGUGAUAUUUGUAUACAACAAACAAACAAAAAAAAAAGUAAACGCUGAGUUUAGUUUCAGCUGGUAGAUGUUUUCGAGUGGCAAGUUCACUCGGUUCAAAUUUAAAAAAAAAAAAAAACAAUAAAAACUCUUAAACCUUAUUAGAAAGAAGAAAUACAACCAUGCACCUUUGAGUUUCUCAAAACUCACCAAAACCAUACAUUAUUAUCACUGAGCUGGAGGAGAAAAUAUGCUGGCUCUGUCUUGCAGUCUCUCUCUGCUGUUGCAGGAUGUUUGUUUUUUCUGCUGGUCCUGUCUGCAGUCACCAUCUUCCUCAGCUCAGCUGCCUGUUCCUGCUGCAGAGACUGACCUCUUGUGGCAUGUGCUAUGGACUAUGUGGACCCAAUUCAGUACUGUAUCUGUAUUAGUUUAAUAGAAAGAAGAGCAUCUGUAUUUUAGACAGCGAGACGGGGCUUGACAAUAUCAUAUCUUCUGGAUUUCUAAAUACCCUGAUGUACCAUAAUGUGAUGAUACGCUCAAUCCUAUAGGCUUAUACUAAUUCAUUUAAGUUGCCUUAAAUAUGUUGUGAUGACUUG